Messenger RNA from Cajanus cajan (pigeon pea), 1895 nucleotides. RefSeq names its product endoplasmic reticulum-adenine nucleotide transporter 1 (gene ER-ANT1). Gene Ontology annotation, biological process: mitochondrial ADP transmembrane transport; mitochondrial ATP transmembrane transport. Gene Ontology annotation, molecular function: ATP:ADP antiporter activity. Gene Ontology annotation, cellular component: mitochondrial inner membrane. NCBI's taxonomy places the organism in Eukaryota, Viridiplantae, Streptophyta, Magnoliopsida, Fabales, Fabaceae. The record is from RefSeq and is a predicted model, not a curated record.
CCUUAUUAUUUGCACGCUUUUUUACCCCAUCUCAUAAUUUUAUACAACAAUUCAUUUCUAUCUCAACGACAUUUCUUGCCCUCAAUAAUAAUCGAUUACUUUUCUUCUCACCCAUUCUUUCCCGACCAUAACCCAGAUUCUGCAUUUCAUUAACUUUUUUCGUAACAGUUAACCUUUUUGCAUCAAAUUUAGAAUUGCACUGAUUUCAUGUCUCGUUGACUGAGCUUUCAAUAUAUCUGUCAGGGUUGGAGGGAGGAGAAGAAAAAUGGUAAAAUCAACAUAUGAAAGAUUUUCAAAGGAUUUUGUAAUGGGAGGAGUAGCGGCCAUCAUAUCAAGGACUGCUGCGGCGCCAAUUGAGAGAGUGAAGCUUUUAUUGCAAAACCAAGGCGAAAUGAUUAAAAGAGGACAACUCAAAAAACCAUACUUGGGUGUGUCUGAUGGCUUUAAGAGGGUCUUCAUGGAAGAGGGUUUGAUUGCCUUUUGGAGAGGUCACCAGGCCAAUGUUAUCCGAUAUUUCCCCACACAGGCUUUCAAUUUUGCAUUCAAAGGUUACUUCAAAAGCAUUUUUGGGUAUUCCCAAGAGAGAGACGGGUACAUUAAGUGGUUUGCUGGGAAUGUGGCUUCAGGCAGUGCUGCAGGAGCGACUACUUCACUGCUUCUGUACCAUUUAGAUUAUGCACGUACACGAUUGGGCACUGAUGCAAUAGAGUGCCGUGUUAACGGUCAACGCCAGUUUAAAGGACUAAUUGAUGUAUACCAGAAGACCUUAUCAAGUGAUGGAAUUACUGGAUUAUACAGGGGAUUUGGGAUUUCAAUAUGGGGAAUCACCAUGUAUCGAGGGAUGUACUUUGGGAUCUACGACACCAUGAAGCCUAUUGUUUUAGUUGGGCCUUUUGAGGGGAAAUUUCUUGCUAGUUUCUUGUUAGGUUGGAGCAUCACAACAUUUUCAGGGGUUUGUGCAUACCCUUUUGACACAUUGCGCCGGCGAAUGAUGCUUACCUCUGGACAUCCAAACAAGUACUGUAACGCAAUACAUGCUUUUCGUGAGAUUGUUCGACAAGAGGGUUUCUUAGCUCUAUUUCGAGGAGUUACUGCAAAUAUGCUUCUUGGUGUGGCCGGAGCUGGGGUGCUUGCUGGAUAUGAUCAGCUGAACCGUAUCUCAACUAGCCAGAGUCACUAUCAUGAAACAAAUCAAAAAGUUUUUAAAUGAAUGGUAAGGGAGCAAUGCAUAACCUAAACAAGGCAUAUUCACCAUCUAGAAUGAAUAUUAUGCCUGUUCAUUUCCAAGGUUUGGUCUGAAGGAUCAUAACACAAUAAACAUACUUUUGGACAUGAUAGCGGAAGCUAUUUGUUCUAUAAACUUUAAAUCAAACUCUAGUUCAAUAAAUAAUCACAUUUAUCAUGUCCAAAAGUAUGGUGGUUUUUUAAAGGGAGAAUUGCAUUUUGGGACCUUAAAAGUCGUAGUUAUCAUAUAAAAUGAAUACUGUGGCUGUUAAUUUAAAAGUUCGGUCUCUAGGACCAUAACACAAUGAACAAACUUUUGGACACGAUGGCCAAAGGCAUGGUUCUAGGAACCAAACCAUAGUUCGAUUUUUGAACAUGGUAAACUUGAUUUUUAGGUCCUUAAAUUAAAUUCUUCCUUUACUUAGCGGUGAAUUUUAGAAUUGAUAUGCACUGCUGCCAUUUUGUAAAUUUAACUCUCCAUUUUUUCAAAUUUUUAGAUCGGUAUUGGGUUAGUUGAAACAUAGGGAAAGGCUGUUGGAAACGUUUCAAGACUGCAAAAGCAGUCAACCAACAUCAACCUGUCUGUCUCUAUGAGUGCUGUUUAUAUGAAGUUUACAAUGUAUAUUUUACGUAUUCAGCUUCAAUUAUUUUUAUUAACAUGAUUACGCAGA